CCUCUGAAGCCCCGCCUUCACGCGCCGGAAGCCCGCCUCGAGGCUAAUGCCAGCCAAUCAAGAAGCCCAGUGGCUCGUCACUAACCUCUGCCCUGCUGCCGCGAAGGAGCGCGGGAAAUCCCGAGUUUCUGGAUGCCGUUCUGCCGCUGGGGCCAUGGCCACCUCCUCGGUGUCCAAGGGCUGUUUUGUGUUUAAGCCAAACUUCAAGAAGAGAAAGAUCUCUGUGCCAAUAGAGGAGUAUUUUAAUGAAGGGAAAAAUGAGUCUGAGGACAGUAAGCUUCGAUUUGAAACUUAUCAGUUGAUAUGGCAGCAGAUGAAAUCUGAAACUGAGCAAAUGCAAGAGGAAUUAAAUAAAAACCUGUUUGACAGUCUAAUCAAAUUUCUACAAAAGUCUCAUUCUGGAUUCCAGAAGAAUUCAAGAGACUGGGGCUGUCAAAUAAAAUUAAGAGAAAUUCCAACUGCUGCUCUUAUUCUAGGUGUGAAUGUAACAGAUCAUGAAUUUACAUUCAGAAGCCUAACAGAAGCCGUUCAGAAUAAUGUCACUCCAUAUGUAGUCUCAUUACAAGCUAGAGACUGUCCAGAUAUGAAACAUUUUUUACAAAAGGUGUUCUCACAGUUGAUGGACUGCCAUGUAGAUGUGGAAUCCAAAGAGGAGGAAAAAGAUAUCCAGAAAAGGACACAUUGUUCAAUGGAUUCUCUUUCGAGUUGGUAUAUGAAUGUCACACAGACAGACCCAGGAAAGCCACGGAAGAAGAGGACUUCUAGCCAAGGGCAAUCUCCUCCUGUUGUGCUUAUCUUAAAAGAUAUGGAAAGCUUCGCCACAAAAGUACUCCAAGACUUCAUAAUUAUCAGCAGUCAGCAUCUACAUGAAUUUCCACUAAUACUCAUUUUUGGAAUUGCCACAUCUCCUGUUAUCAUCCAUCGGUUGCUUCCUCAUGCAGUAUCAUCUAUGUUGUGUAUAGAAAUAUUCCAAUCUUUGUCUUGCAAGGAGCACCUGACUACAGUAAUUGAUAAGCUACUUCUUACAACUCAGUUUCCCUUUAAACUAAGUGAAAAAGUAUUACAGAUUCUGACCAGCAUCUUUUUAUAUUAUGAUUUCUCAAUACAGAACUUUAUAAAAGGACUUCAGCUUUCUCUAUUAGAGCAUUUCUAUUCCCAGCCCCUCAGUGUUCUAUGUUGUAAUCUCCCAGAAGCCAAGAGAAGAAUACAUUUUUUAUCAGAUAAUCAAUGUGAAAACAUCCGACGUCUUCCAUCAUUUAGGAGGUACGUGGAAAAGCAAGCUACAGAAAAGCAGGUUGCACUGUUGACUAAUGAGAGAUUUUUAAAGGAGGAGACACAAUCAUUACUAGAAAGCCUGCAUGUGUACCAUACAAAUUACUUUCUGGCUUUGAGAUGUCUUCAUCAGUUCACUUCUUCUCUUCCCAAGUACCCAUUGGGUCGACAGAUCAGAGAGCUGUACUGCACAUGUUUAGAAAAGAACAUAUGGGAUUCAGAGGAGUAUGCAUCGGCCUUGCAGCUGCUGAGAAUGUUGGCAAAGGAUGAACUGAUGACCAUCCUUCAGAAGUGUUUCAGCGUUUUAAAGUCCUCUUCUGAAAAGCAGCUUGGCAGCACAGCAAAGAGGAUAGAGGAGCUCCUGGCCCAGCUUCAGAGCCUGGAUGCAGAAAUCAAAGAGGAAGAAGAUGCUUCUGGGUCACAGUCAAAGGGGCUUCAGAAGACAGACCUCUAUCAUCUUCAGAAGUCACUAUUGGAAAUGAAGGAGUUAAGAAGAACAGGAAAGAAACAAACCAAGUUUGAAGUCCUGAGAGAAAAAGUUGUGAACUUCAUUGACAGUCUGGUGAGAGAAUACCUUCUGCUUCCCGAGACACAGCCUCUGCAGGAGGUGGUGUACUUCACCGCCGCUCACACCCUUCACGAGCACCUCAAUGCUGCUCCGCGCAUGGCCCUCCACACUGCGCUCAACAACCCCUAUUAUUAUCUCAAGAAUGAAGCACUGAAAAGUGAAGAAGGCUGCAUUCCAAAUGUCGCCCCAGACAUCUGCAUAGCAUAUAAACUGCACCUCGAGUGCAGCAGGCUAAUCAACCUUGUGGACUGGUCAGAGGCUUUUGCAACAGUUGUGACAGCUGCUGAAAAAACAGAUGCCAAUUCUAUAACCUCAGAAGAAAGGAAUGACAUUAUUCAUGCUCGGUUCAUUAGAGCUGUUUCUGAACUGGAGCUUCUAGGAUUUAUAAAACCUACCAAACAGAAGACUGACCACGUGGCAAGGCUAACAUGGGGAGGCUGUUAGAAAGCAAAUGAAUGAAGCCACAAGGAUCACAUUUAGUUAAAAGAAGAGAGAGACCAGUCAUACUUACUUACCACUAGAGGACAAAUGUAUAAUCCCCACAUGAUAUUUAACCAGGAAGUAGACUGUUAAUCCCAAACAGGACUAUAUCAAAACACUUUCGGCAUACUUUGGAAUCCAGUAACAAGCUUACAUUGUAACUGAAACCUUUCUCACAUUAUCACUAAUUUUCAUAUUAAUAAAAUGUUCUUGAACAUAGUCUGUAAAUGUAAUAACUUUAUUCAGGAGUAUAAAGUAUUUGCGGUUGAUUUAAUAGUACUCAUUCCUACUCCAAGACAUUUUGGAGACAUGGGAAAAUCUGAGUAUGGACUGGAUGUUCAAUUAAUUAAGGGAGUAUUUUAAGUGAGAUAAUAGUUUCUAGUUAUAUAGGACUACCUUAUUCUUAGAAGCUGCACUAUGUAUGUUCUUUGAAAUAAUUAAAUAUAAACAUAUAAACAAAUAUGGUACAGUAACUGUUCACUUUAA
Molecule: messenger RNA, 2806 nt
Organism: Myotis daubentonii (Daubenton's bat)
Lineage: Eukaryota; Metazoa; Chordata; Mammalia; Chiroptera; Vespertilionidae
Gene: ORC3
Product: origin recognition complex subunit 3
Biological process (GO): DNA replication initiation; DNA replication
Cellular component (GO): nuclear pre-replicative complex; DNA replication preinitiation complex; nuclear origin of replication recognition complex
Molecular function (GO): DNA replication origin binding
Source: RefSeq, a predicted model, not a curated record